Messenger RNA from Radiomyces spectabilis, 1890 nucleotides. Its product is annotated as microtubule associated protein-domain-containing protein. The record is from RefSeq and is a predicted model, not a curated record. The coding region runs from base 1 to 1890 and encodes 629 amino acids. Gene Ontology annotation, biological process: mitotic spindle midzone assembly; microtubule cytoskeleton organization. The transcript has 11 exons. Gene Ontology annotation, molecular function: microtubule binding. Gene Ontology annotation, cellular component: cytoplasm; spindle; mitotic spindle midzone. Lineage: Eukaryota; Fungi; Mucoromycota; Mucoromycetes; Mucorales; Radiomycetaceae.
AUGACGGCAGAAGAACUUGUGGCACAGCUUGAUGUGCGGUUUCAGCAGCUGGCUGUUCUGCAGCAGGAAAUGGGCCAACCUUUGGAUAGCCGCGAGAAUGAGAAAAACGCCUUGGUUUCAGACUUGAUCCAAUUGGCAGAUCAGCACGUUCAUACAAUGACCCAGCACCGCGACGCCUUAAAUGCUCAAUGCGAACAAAUACGGACCAAUAUCAUUACUUAUUAUCGACUCUUGGGGGAACCUGUGCCGUCAACCACCACCAUUCACGUAAAACAGGACACCCUCCAAGCAACGGCCGAUAAUUGGCAAACCGAAGAAACAGCGAUCAAACAACGUUAUGAUGCGAAAUUGGCCAUUGUUCAAGAGUUGUACAGUCAGCUGAAGCACCACGCCGUUGUACUAAGUGAUUUUGCCAAUGUGAAUCUCAUGACCGAUACAGAAAUUGACGUUUCGCCCUCGGCUAUGGAUCAGUUGAAAGAAGAAAUUAGACGCUGCGAAAACGAAUAUUUAUGCCGAAUCGACCAUUUGCAAGAGUGUGCCAAGCAAUUAAAGCAGUUAUGGUCGUUACUCGGCUUGGGACCGCAAACGGAAAAAGAACAGCUCUUGCAACAGCUGCACCCUGGCUUGGGAGGCGAAAGAAAAGACUGGAUUUGCAGAGAAUUGUUAAAAGGAGAUGCAUUAAAUCAUAUCAUGCACAAGAUUGCCGAGCUCGAAGAGAUGAAACAGCAGCGCGAGUUUAGAAAGCAUGAAAUUGAAGGUACAUUGUAUCCGUUGUGGGACAAGCUGGGGGUGGAUCCAGAAGAGUACCUGGCCUUUCUGGAAACCAGCAACGGAUUAUCGGAUGCGGAUCUCGAAAAGUAUGAAAUGGAAAAAGAACGAUUGCUCAGGAUGAAAUUGGAACGAGCCGAAGAGUUUACUCUUAAAGUACGCGACGAGCUUCAUCAGUUAUGGGAUCAGUUGUACUUUUCCACCGACGAACGCAAACAGUUCAAGCCGGCCUUCACAGAUGAAUUCAAUAAUCACGCGUUAAAGGCCCAUGAAGAUGAACUUGCACGCCUUCAGCUACUGAUCGAGGAUCGGAAAUACAUACUGGAAAAGGUGGAACGGCAUAGAACCCUAAUGAAAGAAGUGGAAGAAUUCCAGGCUACCACCAACGAUCCUUCACGACUACUUGGAAGAGGCAAUCGGGAUCCUGGUCGAUUAUUAAGGGAGGAAAAGUUCCGAAAACGAAUCGCAAAAGAACUUCCCAAGAUCAAGAAAGAGUUGGAAGGAGCACUACGCGAAUAUCAGAUCUCUACAGGAACCCCGUUCACAGUCUAUGGAAAACCAUACAUCGAAAUUAUGCAAGAAAGCGAAAAGUCAAACAAACCAAAGCCAACAGCACGAGCAGAGCUGAUGGUCGAAGACGACAUGCCAUUUGAUUUGUCCGAUAUGAGUCCCAGUCGAAAUUCCACACGUCGAGCCGCGCUAGCCAGAGGCGACAUCUUCCGCACGCCUCAACCGAUCCGUGUCCGUGACAUGGGCGAUUCUGUGCUUGCUCUGCGAGAAGAGUGGCAACGCGAGUUGUCCGAGUCGUCGUCCAGUAGCAUUUUACAUCGGGUCAGGGAGAACAAUCUCAAGAAACGUGUGGUGGCACGUGCAUCCCAUCGAAAAGCUUUACGCCGACAGCGCACGGGCGGCGCCGCCGUCACCGUGUCUUCCGGCAGCGAUGAGAACGUGGCUCCAUUCAAAGCGUGGCACGAGCCCAUGGUUGCGCCAACAAAAUCCUCGAAACGCGGGACGAGACGACCAGAAGUAUUGACGCGCAGUGAUGACGAGCUCUCGCUGGACCUGGGUGUCUUUGAUGACGGACCUGAAUUGAGCGAUAUGUCAGAAGACGGUUUUCAGUAA